AUGGCGAGCAUUAUUUCAACGCCAAGUACCGUAUCUGUUCAGAUUACGAGCUCAAUGACUUCUUUUACAUCUGAGAAGAGGCUGCAACGGGGCGAUGCUAUCUCUACUUUGAGGGUAAAGAAAGGAAACUUGUGUCUAGGGAAUUUUCUCAUAGACAUAAUUUAUUACAGUAUUGGUCUUGCAUUUCUUUUAAACAAAAUAACCUGAACCGUCAGAUUGAUCAAGUGAACUGCUUCAAUUGUCAAAGGGGUAUAUAUAUCUCAGUUUAGGAAGAAUGGAACUAAUCUGCAUGUCAUUCAUGCAUAAUCAAUAAUACAGUCUGACACAAACCCACUCAAAAAGGUCAUCAGUCCCUUUGUAGACUCAGGAGGAGUGACCUAUGUUUACUUCAAAAUCAAAUGUGAACUUGACCGAUCAAACCGUCGUGUGAUCGUGUUAGAAACUUGCUAAAAAUUAUAUUAUCUAAUACUUUGGAAAACUGCUGAAGGUAAUGACUGUGGACGAAUAACAGCGAAGGGUGACGUUAGUUCCCACUGAGCAUUAGAUAAAAUUUUAACAAUUAUUGUAACACGAUUGCGUGAGGGUUUAAAUUUCCAACUGUGCACCCAUCUUUCUCUGAUUUGACCUUUUCAGCCUGGAUGGUGCUGGAAGGAGGAGGGGGAGGGGGGAGGGGUCACUUCUUAGUGAACUUUGCACCCCUAUGAGCACCCUGUUAUCAAUCUGCCCCUGUCUUCCACAGUGUCAUUCCAGGUUAAUUCUACAAUUGUAGAAGGUCUGGCUAUAAGCAGCAUAUCCUUUGGCCAGUCUUGAGCGUGAGCCAUCACAGACUGUGUCUUCUUCAUAUUGUCUCAAACCUUUACUUAUUUGAGGGUUAGCCUCCUUCCUAGAUAUUCCUUUGGCUCACCAAGCAAUAAUUUAUGUGGCAAGUCUAAGGAAAGUCUGUGAGUGUCAUAUUUCCUUGAAUAAUAGCCAGGGGCGAUUAUCAUUUUUUUGCACGUAAAGGGGGCAAUUUUUUUGAGAGAGGUGAUUAUUUCAAAUAUUGCUCAAUGGAAGUCAUGCCCUAAAUAUUAGUGCUAUUCACUGAUUCACCUCCAGUUCCUCGAAGCGAGUGAUACUAAACUCACGUAAGUUUCAAGCAAAAUGGUUUGCUAGUUUACUGCUGUAACAAACAAAGAAAUUUCACUUAAUAAUCCCGCAAGCUGUUCCCGAAAUACAUGAAGAAGGUGACAAAAUUUGGUUUGGAAGCUUUAGCUUUGUCUGUUUGACUUGAAUUUAUCGAUGAAACCAGUGAAAAAGUUUUUAGUUUACAAAUGUAAAUUAACUGUUGUAUUACUUUAUUUAGCUGACAUGUUCAUAAAAAAGCUUAAAACUAAAUUUAAUAGUUUUUUUACAGAAUGGUUUCAAGUACAAAAAGAAUUCAUAACUCCUUUUGGAGAAAUUUCCAAACAAUAGGUAAACAAAUUGCCUUCAAAAGUUUAUUUGUUGGGAAGAAAUCAUGAGGGCCAUUCGGUCAUUUGCAUGCCAAAAUUGUAAUAGUUGGUAGCAGUAAAUGAGUUAAACACCAUCAUUUUUGUGUUCAAUUAUAUCACUGUUUUAUUAUAUAUUGAGACAAUGAUAUUAUUCACCUCAUUGUCGGUGGCUAGCAGUGGAUGUAAUAUGUACCUCACCACUCUGGAGCUCAGUAUAAUUAUAUUUCCACCACUAGCCACCUCCAUUUCAGUAAAUAAUAAUCUAGCAUAAUAUUAUCCCAUUAAAUCAAAAAUGAUCACACAAAAUAAACUGAACAUGGACUUUUUAAGUGCUCCAAAGUUGGUUCCUUGAUUUAUUUUUAAUGUCAUUAUCCUUGGCAUCAGAGCUUGAAUUUGUCACUGAUCAGUUUUCCCAGAUCAGACUCCACUUCAUCUUGAUGAGGAGGGGAUAAAAGAAAGAGAAGAUGACGAGAGGGGUGCAGGGGCGAUUGUUUUAAAUAUUUUCGUCUAAGAGGAGCGAUUAUUUAAAGGAAGCAUUUAAUUGAGGGAUGGCUAAAAUUUGAGGGAAUUCGGUAAGUAACUUUUAACUAAGUAACCUACAUGUACACUUAGCUCAUUAGAAUUGCUGAUAUUUGCAGGUUUUAUCACAAACAUAAAUGUAAUGCUUUUAAGAUAAAUAAAGUAAGUAUAACUUUAUAACAUUUACUUCUUUAGGGGAAACUGGAGUUAAUAACAGGAUGCUCAGCGGUGACAAUGGAAGUUCAGUUACUGGACAAAGAAGGAAAGCUUUUAUGUGUCCUUGACAAUGAUGAUGCAUUACUGGGUGCUUACCCAGUAGAUGACAACAUGAGACUUCAUGUAUGUUCUAUUUGUUGUUUAUUCACUGGAGGUACAACGUGAUGUUACAUAAUAAUAUUAUUCUACUACAUUGUAUAUCAUCAAUGUAAAAAUUAGCAGACAUGGAUCCACACCAAUUGCAACCACUUUAUGAAAAUGGGUCAAAUGUUUCAUAAAUUGAAAUAUUUUAAUAAAUAUAUAUUUUAAUAUUAAAAUUGAUAUCCUGUCUGAAUGGUACCAAAAUCCAGGGAAGGUGAAUUUGGGAGUGUGAAUCCAAAAAUAUUCUGGGGGUGCGGGGUGCAUGUCCCUGGUCCCCUAGAAGCUUGCACCUUUGGUGUUCGUUUAGGAAAUCAGGCAGUAUUUAUUCUCUUUAUCCACUCCUGACUAGGUAAAAUCCCAUGAUACACACUUGGCCCCUUACAUUGUGGCAAUGAUAUAAUUUGUUUUACAUGAUUGAUCUAGGAGUAUUAACAACAAAGUUAAUGUUUAAUGAGGUGCCAGUCUAUUGCAGAGGAACGUUUAGUAUUAUUUUGAUGCCCAUAUAACAUCGAUCGAGCAACAGACUGUAUGGCAGUUUUAAUGUGUCUGGCCUAGGUGGUAUCAAAAUUGACUGUCAGGCUUUCAUGAUUUGAUAGUGAACCAAUAAGCAUGACAUCAGGGACAAGAUCACAUGUCCAGUUGGAAUGACACUGUUUUUCACUUUGCAUCUAAUAUAUAGGUUGUGGACAAAGAUCCUACAAAAAAGGUAGGACAAUUUGAAGACUUAUCAGCCGUGGAAAAAUAUGAGAUGGACACAGAAGAAUAUGCAAAGAGAACUGGUUAGUGAUUGAUAUUAUUGUUUACUCCCAGAUACACAGAUUUGUCAUUUGUAAUAGUUUAAAUCAUUGUCUACUCUGGAAAGUUUAAUACAUUAUUCACAUUGCACAAAUAUUUUAUAUAUGAAGCCUUAAAUCAGGGUAUGCUUUGGCUUUGUCAGUCACAUCUGAGAUUGCCUGUUGCCUGGUACGUAAACAGAGUUGUCAUUAAGAUUUCAAGUUGCUGGGUACAUACAACAAGUAGGCAGUUUUUGGGGCUAUGUCACCUGUCACUUCUACCCCUUGGAAGGCCUUAUUUAUGGUGCAAAAAUCUUCUUCUAUAGAUUCAGUGAGGGCCUUCAAAGAAAGAAAUAAGCUUGGCCAAUUUAAGGAGAAAACUCCAGAGGAAAUACAAAAAGAGAAAGAGAAAGCACAACUAGAGGAAGAAGCUGCGAAAGCAAUCACUGUUGGUUCUCGAUGCGAGGUCAAAGUUGUUAGUGCACCUCCCAGGAGGGGCGAGGUUAUGUUUGUAGGUAUGUAAACAUAAAGUGUUCAUGUCACCCCUCAAAAACGUUUAAUACUCUAAGAUAAAUUGCGUGAGCUCUAAAGCUCUAAACAUUUGAAAAUCAGUAAAUUAAUCAAACCCAGGAACCAGAUCAGUGCUGCUAAAAAAGGGGUGGGAGCUUAGCUAGUACCCCUAGCCACCAAGCAUGUCGCAGAUGUGAGAAAUUCCUCGUGAGUGAGCUUUUUGUGAUAAGCAAAGCAGCUUAGUGCAAAAAAAAAAAAAAUGUCAGCUAUGGUCCACAGGUCUCAUUUACAAGUAAGGAGACUGACUUUGGUAGUUCAUUAGUCAGACAAACAAAAGAGCGUUUCUUGAUGUUUUAAAGUGUUGAUGGACAUGGUUGAGUCUGUUGUCUGAAACAAAGGAAAGUACCGUUUAGAAGCUUUCAUGCUGGUUAUCCAUGUACUCAUUUGACCUUAAAAAGGCUGCAUUUUAUUUACGACACUUUUUAUGAACAGUUAUUUCAGAUGUUUCAACUUCAAUGCGUGGUCAUGUAAAAGAAGAUGAAAAAGUUGAUGAGACAACCUAAGUGAAUGGUCUUGUGUUUGACAUUUUGUAGCACAUGCUACAGUGUUUAAAACAAUGCAAAUCCUGAAAUGAUAAUGUUUUGUUUCAGGAAAAACAAACUUCAAACCUGGCUGGUGGGUUGGUGUGAAAUAUGAUGAGCCUGUUGGUAAAAAUGACGGCAGGUAAGCAGAUUUUCUAUGAUCAUUGUAUCCUACUAGGGUGUUUCUUUUACUUUCUGAUAUGUUUUAUUAACCACGGUGAGAAUAGCUCAGUCGGUAGAGGGCUUGACUGCAGAGCGAGAGGUCACGUGUUCAUCAGUCCGGGGACUGGGCCAAUAAUCAGGAUCUUAAAAUAACUGAGAAAUGAAGGUACUGCCUUUGCACUGCAAGUGGCUAGGACUUCACAUGGCCUGAAUGACUACACAAAACGGUGGUCCCAUCUCCAGUAGGAGACAUAUCCCCAAUAUUUUGUAAAUUCAAAUAAAGUGUGUUUUUUUUAAAGUGAAGGGUGCCGUAGCUAGUUAUAAGGCUGGUAGUCAUUUGAUAAUAACUAUUUUGAUUUUGUUGGUGUGACAAUUUUAUACACUGUCUUGGUGCAUUUCAAAGCAAACUUGAAUUAACAAGUAACAAAAACAACAAGAAAAAAAGAGAAGAGCACAAAGGUGCAAGGGGAUGGUGGUAGGGUGAAUUACCCCUCCCAUGCUCUCAACAUUUUAGACUGAAUGUGUCCACUUUGUGGGUUUAUCAAAUAAUAAUGUAGAAAGAUGAUUAUACAUUGUAGAGCUAUGAACAAUCUAUUUUCCAAACAGUUUGAUUAGUUUCAUUGUAUUUUCCAAAGAUUUUUCAGUUUGUUUAAACUAUUCUUUUUUCCCCAUCUUUUUGCAUCAGAUUAUUGUUAUUGUUUGUACGAACCUUUGCCAUGAAUCACUUGUACAUCAUAAAGGUUCAAGUUAUUAAGGUUCUAAGACAAGUUGAUUGAAGUUGUUUCUGUUUUCCUUUCAGUGUUGCUGGGAAAAGAUACUUCACUUGUCCACCAAAAUAUGGCGGAUUUAUUAAACCAAAGGAUGUAGCGGUGGGUGAUUUCCCAGAAGAGGACUUGGGAAUUGAAGAGGAUGAAAUGUAA
Messenger RNA from Porites lobata, 5291 nucleotides. The record is from the annotation of a GenBank genome assembly. NCBI's taxonomy places the organism in Eukaryota, Metazoa, Cnidaria, Anthozoa, Scleractinia, Poritidae.